Molecule: messenger RNA, 3468 nt
Organism: Coffea arabica (coffee)
Lineage: Eukaryota; Viridiplantae; Streptophyta; Magnoliopsida; Gentianales; Rubiaceae
Source: RefSeq, a predicted model, not a curated record
AAAGGCGGCAACCAGUACCAGCAUUAAAGCUAGGCAAUUAGCUGCUCAACUGAUCCCCAGGUUCUUCAAGUUUUUCCCAAGUCUUUCGGUCAGUGCUGUAGAUGCCCAUCUUGAUUUAUGUGAAGCUGAAGAACUCGGGCCUGAUACUACUAAACAUCAAGUGUAAUGGAACUCAAGCAGCAGCAAGAGAAACAGUAUUGAAAUGCCUGAUCUGUGGAUUCCUUAUGGUGUAGGACUAUUUGGCAAAAAGAUCAGGGAAACUAUAUUGCCUUCUUCAUAAUUGACUUAGGUGGUCUAUUUUCUGCAUGAUAUAGCAGCAACUGGCUGGGGUAGGUGGUGGUUGAGCUUCAGCUUGUGUGUUUGGAAGAUGGAGACUUUUAUGAUCUUGUUGAGGCAGAAGAUAGAUUUUAUCAGUGCCGUCGUGUGCAUUAUCAUGGAAGCUUUUGCAGUACUUUCUUUAAAGGAGUCUGUUCUUGUUCUCGUAUAAAAAGUUCCAAAUAGUUGGGAACCUGAUCUAUGUGUAAGAUGGAUACAGAAUGAAAUGUGGUGAACAUCCAAAAAAAUUCUUCUCAUUCCUCAGGCUUAUUACACCCUUGAUUCCCUCCUGAGGAUGCCGUUUUCAGAUCCUUUAGCUGGCAGCAUUUCACUCAUGCGUGUACCUGCAAGUGAACAGUCUGAUAUUGAUAUGAUUGUUGACACCCAAAUUUUGUUGGUGUACCUUGCUUUUUAAUGGUACACAUCCACCAUUCACUUGAGAAAUUAGGGAAGUGGAGGUUGUUUGUGAAUAAAGAGAAAGCCAUGUGGAGAAAGAGGAUUUGGUUUUCAAUUAAUGGGUUUUGAGAGAGGAGGAUCAACAUCUAAAGAAAUCAACAUUAUUUGUCAGUUAAUAGAUUGGAAACCUUCAGGAAUGGAUGGGAGGAGUUUAAACAACAUAUGCCAAAAUGAAUAAGCACGCCUCUCCAUAUUUUACCCACCAAAAUGCUGCAUGGCUAAGAUCUUUGGGUAAUUGGCAUCCUGCAGCCUAUUUCUAAAAGUAAUUUGCUGUAUCAGGAAGAUAUACAUUUUUUGCAAGCAUACAUGCUGAGUCUGUUGAGUUGCAAUUACUUGUUAGUGCUGAAGAUAGAAAUUGGCUUGGGUUGCAUGUAGGAAGUUAUCAGUGAAGAUACUAUAACAGAAUGAACUGUUUUUCUGUGGAAACAUAAAUUGGUGUCUGAUGCUGCUAUCUUUUAGGCUUGCUUUUUUCAGUCACGUAACAGAUCAUGAAUGAAUUCUCCUAAAAGGCUACAUGUCAGUGGCUCUGGUAAUGAGAAUGAAGGGACAAUUAAUCAAUUGCAACAUUUUGAGAGAAUAGGGCUCAUGAUCCACAUUGUAGGCGACUGAUAUGAUGUUCUGAGAAGCUUCGAGCUAGAUCAAAGAUUUCUUUUAGAGUUGGAACAUCUGCAUGAGGUAGAUUAGCGGGAUUUGCAUUAAUGUCCUUUUGCAUUAAUUUUGGUAGCAUAGAGAAGGAGAGGAACAACAAAAUGUAUUGAAGGAGUUCAGAAGGCACAACAACAAGAAUGUGACUCUGGAGAGUGGAGAAAACCUUUUAUAAUGCUCAAUGUUCAUUAUCCUAUUCAACAUAUGCUUAGGAGUUAAAUUUUUGGGUGAUCUGCCAUUGUAUUGCUAGAAUAGCAGGUUUGCGUGCAAGCAAUUCGUGGACUUCCUCUUUUCUGCAAAGAUACACCUGAACAUCUUUCUAAGAUUGUUGAUAUUCUUGCCCAGCUCCUAACUGCUGGUAAAUUUGUUUUUUGUUCUUGCCCAGCUCCUCACUGCUGAGGAGAAUGUUGAGCGCGAUGCAGUACAUAAGGCUCUUUUAUCCUUAUUGAGGCAGGAUGUUAAAGGUUUGCGUGCAAGCAAUUCGUGGACUUCCUCUUUUCUGCAAAGAUACACCUGAACAUCUUUCUAAGAUUGUUGAUAUUCUUGCCCAGCUCCUAACUGCUGAGGAGAAUGUUGAGCGCGAUGCAGUACAUAAGGCUCUUUUAUCCUUAUUGAGGCAGGAUGUUAAAGCUUCUUUGACAGCCUUAUUUAAGCACAUUGAGAGUGUUGAUGAGCAGAUGACUGAUGAGAAUCUUCGAGAGAGAACCUUAAGUUUUAUCAGAGACAAGGUAUUCCCUCUUAAAACUGAGUUGCUGAAGCCACCAGAGCUAAUGGAAAGACACAUGACUGAUUUGAUUAAAAAGAGUCUACAAGAUGUGACGGGAGCAGAAUUUAAGAUGUUUAUGGAUUUCUUAAAAAGUUUAAGCAUAUUUGGAGAAAAAGCUCCUCCUGAGCGUGUUCAAGAGCUCAUUGAGAUCAUUGAAGGCCAAGCUGAUCUUGAUGCUCAGUUCGAUGUUUCAGAUGGGGAUCACAUUGCUAGGUUAAUAGCAUGCUUGUUUAUGGCUAUCCCAUUUUUUGAGAGGGGUGCAUCCAAUGGCAAGUUUCUUAAUUACUUGAACAAGCACAUUUUUCCUGUUUUUGACAAGCUUCCUGAAGAAUGGAAAGUUGACCUGCUCAAGGAUCUUGCUGAGAGUUCACCUUACACCACACCUCAGGAUUCAAGACAAAUCCUUCCCUCUGUUGUUCAGCUUUUGAAGAAAUACAUGCCUAUAAGAAAAACAGGAGAAGAGAUGAACUUCACUUAUGUCGAGUGCUUAUUGUAUACAUUCCACCAUUUAGCUUACAAGGCACCCAAUGCCACCAACAGCUUGUGUGGUUACAAGAUUGUGACUGGCCAACCUUCUGAUAGGCUUGGGGAGGACUUCUCAGAGUAUCAUAAAGAAUUCAUAGAACGCUUAAAUUGUGUGGAAGAGCUAGCUAGGGCUACCAUGAAGAAAUUAACUCAAGGAAUGGCUGAGCACAACAAAGCAUUGACGGCUGCUACUUCUGAGGAAGCAAAGGCCAGCAUAAAGACACAGAAGCAGAAUACCACAACUGGGUUGCGUACUUGUAACAACAUAUUGGCUAUGACACAGCCACUGCAUUCAAAAUCACCAUCAUUUAUUGGUGACAAGAGAAUUGACUUAUCUUGGAAAGAAACUAAGAAACUUUCUCCUUCAUCAAACACUCCUGCAGCCAGAGGUAAACGCCCUGCUGGUACAACGAAUGGCUCUAGCAACAAUGCCGUGAAAAAGGGACGUGGUGAUGGUGGAAUUCAGAACCAGUAUGCUAAUAGGCCAUUUGAAGGUUCAGCAUAUGGGGGUAGAAGUGGAUUAAGAGGCAGGGGCAGGGGCAGAGGCAGGGGCAGGGGCAGGGGCAGGGGUCGAGGUGGAGGUGGACGAGGUAGGGGACGGGGCUAUUACUAGCUACAGUUCUUUCCUUGUGACAUAUUUCUUGCACUUUCUAAUGGUUAUACACUAGUUGACAGAAAAUAAUUAGUUAGUGUGUUUGGAUUGAGAUGAUUUGAGAUAAAAUGAUUUGCUUCACAAAUUUUAAUCACUUUUUUAUCUCACA